Phyllostomus hastatus (greater spear-nosed bat) is the source of this 3281-nucleotide messenger RNA. RefSeq names its product ST8 alpha-N-acetyl-neuraminide alpha-2,8-sialyltransferase 6 (gene ST8SIA6). NCBI's taxonomy places the organism in Eukaryota, Metazoa, Chordata, Mammalia, Chiroptera, Phyllostomidae. Gene Ontology annotation, molecular function: alpha-N-acetylneuraminate alpha-2,8-sialyltransferase activity. The record is from RefSeq and is a predicted model, not a curated record. Gene Ontology annotation, biological process: oligosaccharide metabolic process; N-glycan processing.
GCAGCCGCGGCGACUAAAGCGGGCAGCUGCUCCGAGCGCCUCCGGGAGGCGAGGAAGCGAGCUUGGCGAAUCGUCACAGUAACCCGAGCGCUGAGCUGGGCGGUCUAGGGCCGUGGGGAGAAGUGGGAGAGCCGGGACGCGGCGUCUUCGUUGGCCCCCAAAGACGGUGCAGGCUGGGCCGGGGGCGCCCAAGAGUGCCGCCGCGCUGAGCGCUGUCGUCUCCUAUCCCGCCGCCCGGGAACACUGGAGGUGUGCGUGGCUGCGGCGGCCGCGGCAAGAGCCGCGAGUCGCGGCCGCCUGCGCUGUGUGUCGCCGGGGCACCGGCGGCGGCGGCGGCCGCGCCCGUGGCUCAGGAUGCGGCCGGGGGGCGCGCUGCUUGCCUUGCUCGCCAGCUUGCUGCUGCUGCUGCGCCUGCUCUCGGGCUCAACCGACUCGCCUGCUCGCCCCAGGCCCACGGAAAGCAGGGAGGUCACCCACGGCACCCCCGCAGCGCUGAGGACGCCCAAGAGCUCGGAGACCCAGCUGACGCGCGCCACAAACAGCACCUAUCUGAACGAGAAGUCGCUCCAGCUGACAGAGAGAUGCACAAGUCUGCAACAUGGCUUCCAGAAGUUAUCUAACAAAACGAAAAGGUAUUCAGAGGAUGACUAUCUUCAGAUUGUCACAAACAUACAGAGCUGUCCAUGGAAACGACAAGUAGAAGAAUAUGAGAAUUUUAGAGCAAAACUUGCUUCCUGUUGCGAUGCUGUCCAAAACUUCAUUGUUUCUCAAAAUAACACUCCAAUUGGAACUAACAUGAGUUAUGAGGUGGAAAGUAAAAAUGAAAUCCUAAUUAGAAAGACCAUUUUUAAUAUGUUUCCAGUGUCACAGCCUUUUGUGGAGCACCGCUACAAUCAGUGUGCAGUGGUUGGAAACGGGGGGAUUCUGAGUAAGUCUCUUGGAGCCGAAAUAGAUAAAUCCGACUUCGUUUUUAGGUGUAACCUGCCCCCAACGACAGGAAAUGUCAGUGAAGAUGUUGGCAGUAAAACCAAUCUUGUGACUGUAAAUCCUAGUAUCAUAAGACUCAAAUACAGGAACUUAAAGGAAAAGAAAGCAGAAUUUCUGGAGGACAUUGCAACCUAUGGAGAUGCAUUCCUUCUUCUGCCAGCGUUUUCCUUCAGGGCCAACACUGGUGCCUCUUUUAAAGUGUACAACACACUGAAAGAAUCUAACGCAAGACAAAAGGUUAUAUAUUUCCACCCCAGGUACCUGAAGAAUCUCGCCCUCUUCUGGAGAACUAAAGGUUUGAUUGAGUAUCGCCUGUCCUCCGGCUUCAUGAUCGCAAGCGCAGCUGUGGAACUGUGUGAGAAUGUGAAACUGUAUGGGUUCUGGCCCUUCUCUAAGACGGUACAGGACACCCCUGUCAGCCAUCACUACUACGACAACAACUUACCCAAACGUGGUUUCCAUGAGAUGCCCAAAGAAUACAGCCAGAUCCUCCAACUUCACAUGAAAGGAAUCCUCCAAUUACAGUUUAACAAAUGUGAAAUAGCCUAAGCAAAAUGACUUAAAAAGAGAGAAUAGUUUUAAUGUAAUGCCAUGGGUGAAUGACAGCGUUUCUGAACACAAAAAUUGGUGAUGGUAGGGUAUAAUAGGAGCAGCCCCCAAAACUUAGUUUGAUCAAAGCUCCCUACUAAGUAUGGAACCUGGGCAACCCAUUCAGUUGUUCUGAUCUUCAAUUUCCCUGACUGUAAAAUGGGGACCAGGAUACCUAACGCAUAUUAGGAAAAUGUGAGCAUCAGUGAAAACUCUUGGCAAAGUAUUUGCCUGAGGCAGGGACUCAAAGUCUUUCUUUUUUUGAUAAUUUCGACCCUUACCAGACUGAUAACAGAAAGUGUUCUCUCUUGGAAACCUUUCUGGAGAGAGCAGCUGAAUUGCCAGCACUCACUGGGGGCCUUUCUCUGGCAGGGCUCUCAGAGUGCGCACCAGAAAAUUAGGUACUUAAGCAGGAGCCCUGAUUAUUCAGGAAUGACAUCCUUCUCUCUGUAUGGUAAUGUGCCUGCUUUUGAUUACAUUCACUUGUGUCAUUCCCUGCAAUGACUUGUGUUGUUUAGAUUUUAGGCCUAUUCUUUUUCUCCUUUAUCAUUUAAAGGAGAAAACAUUUUUAAAUCACUUUUAUAUUGAUUUCCUGCCUCACUCUUAAACCCUUUCCUCUCCCACUGACAGGGUCUAUCUACUUCAAGGAUAUGAAUGGUUACAGUAUCCAGUUCUUCCUACUUGUUGACUUGUCUGUGGGCUCACUUACUCAACUUAUUUUUUAAAACAUCACGGAAGAGCUGCUUCCACCCUAAUAAGCUCUGUGAGCGGGACACAAAGGGGACUGAGCCCUGCAGGAGGAAGCACUUUCACGGCUCACCGUGAUAUGGUGUGGUGCAGGUUCCUUCAGCAGUUAUGAACAAAGCACUGUGUGGGAAUAAUUAAAUCUACCUCAGCAGAAUCUAUAUGAGAGAAGAGGUGAUUUCUGAAUUCGACCCAGCUGAGUUAGGUUUAAUCAAAUGGAGGUAACUCGAGGGAGAGGAACUAUGACAGGGGAGCAAGCUGUCCACUGGCUUCUGAUUCAUCCAAACUAGUACAUUGGAAGGUAGGUCACUGUCUUUGCCCCCAAAAACUGUCCCAUGAGGGUAGGUUACAGAGUCUGAGGGUGCUAGCUGGGGCCACAUCUGUGAAAUGGGAAUAAUACCAACCUGACAGAUUUCAUAGGUAAGUUGUAAGGAUUAAAACACGAAAUCUUCUUUCUCAUAAGGAAAGGUGUAUUAGACAUCAAACUAAAAUGAAGCCUGAGUAGAUAUUGAAUAUCAGCACUUUCACCACACUCCCUUACAUUAUGCUGAUACCUGUUAAUACAGGUCAGCCCUGGAGUUGGCCGGGCUGGGUGGAAAAAGUGAGCGAUAAAGCAAAACAAAAGCACACAAACAAAAACAAAAAGUUUGCCCCUGCAUCUACUGAAUAAGUUAUUUGACUUAAGUAAUUAUGUGCAUACUUUCCUGCUUGUCUUUGUACCAUCACAAGGUGAGCAGAGAGAUGAGUGGAAUAGACUAGGCAGCAUGCCAAAUUAAUUACAGCUCUUAAUUCUAAAUUCUUACUUUAGCCAGAAUAUUGUUUUACUAAAUGUUCACUUGUGAGAACAUUCUGCUGUAAAUUGCUUAUUUUGAUAAAGUACAUCUUUAGUUUGAUAAUAGAUGACAUUUGUGAUGCUAUUCUCAGUUUACUUUUUCAUUUGUUCUUCUGUAACAAAUGAAACC